Messenger RNA from Ostreococcus lucimarinus CCE9901, 789 nucleotides. RefSeq lists its product with no specific name. The annotation marks the transcript as partial. Lineage: Eukaryota; Viridiplantae; Chlorophyta; Mamiellophyceae; Mamiellales; Bathycoccaceae. The record is from RefSeq and is a predicted model, not a curated record. The transcript has a single exon.
CUCGCGGGUAAGGUGGCGGUCGUCUCCGGCGCGUCGCGCGGGAUCGGCCGCGCGUGCGCGCUCGCGCUCGCGCGGCGCGGCGUCAACGUCGUCGUCGCGGCGAAGAGCGCGACCGAGUCGGCGACGCUUCCCGGGACGGUGCACGGCGUCGCGCGCGAGUGCGACGCGGUGGCGACGCACGGCGCGCGCGCGAUGGGAUGCGUCGUGAAUCUGCUGGACGAGGCGUCGAUUCUGGCGUGCGUGGCGCGAGCGAAGGCGAGGUACGGCCGCAUCGACGUGCUGGUGAACAACGCGAGCGCGCUGUGGUGGCAAGACAUCGAGGACACGCCGACGAAGAAGUACGAUUUGAUACAGGGGGUGAACGCGCGAGGGGCGUUCGUGCUGACGCGGGCGUGCCUGCGGGAGAUGCGAGCGGGCGGGCGAGGCGGACGGGUGAUCUCGAUGGGACCGCCGCUGCCGAAGAGCUAUAAGGAGUACGAGACGAAGACGGCGUAUUACAUGUCCAAGUGCGGGAUGAGCAUGGUGGCGCUCGGCGCGGCGGCGGAGGGAGAGAAAUACGGCGUCACCGGGAACGCGCUGUGGCCGGCGACGAUCGUGGAGAGCCUGGCGAGCGAGAAUUUUGAGCUCGGGUCGCGGGAUAACUGGCGCAAGGCGGACAUCUUGGCGGAUUGCGUCGUGGAGCUGUGUUGCGACGCGCACACGACGGGGCAAACGUUGAUCGACGACGAGUACUUGCAAACGCGAGGGGCGAAGUUUCCAGAAGAUUUCGUCAAGUAUCGGUGCAAUCCG